Messenger RNA from Nestor notabilis (Kea), 968 nucleotides. It is a transcript of the gene MLF1, whose product is annotated as myeloid leukemia factor 1. Lineage: Eukaryota; Metazoa; Chordata; Aves; Psittaciformes; Psittacidae. The record is from RefSeq and is a predicted model, not a curated record. Bases 25 to 774 code for a protein of 249 amino acids. The transcript has 7 exons. Gene Ontology annotation, cellular component: nucleus; cytoplasm. Gene Ontology annotation, biological process: regulation of DNA-templated transcription.
CCUUUCGCUGCACACCAUGAAUAUAUGCGGCAGAUGAUGAGAAGCUUUUCUGAUCCUUUUGGACGAGAUCCAUUUCUCAGUGUAACAGAUGGUGAGGAGAGAACAGUAGGUCGAAGAGCACGCCAGGACUCUCAGGUUGCUCUAAGAGGAAAUCGCACACAAGAUGCAGAUUUUGGGGAGCCUUUUUUUGCAAUGGACAGGAUGAUGUCAAAUAUGAGAAACAGUAUGCUGGAAAUGCAAAGAAAAUUUGAUGACCUGUCCAUCCAUCCAGAUGCACACACAUUCAGCUCCUCCUCUGUGAUGACAUACUCCAAAGUAGGGGAUGAACCACCAAAAGUUUUCCAGGCUUCAUCUCAGACACGCACAGCUCCAGGAGGUGUUAAGGAGACAAGAAAAGCACUUAAGGAUUCUGAAAGUGGGCUGGAAAAAAUGGCUAUUGGUCAUCACAUUAAUGAUCGUGCUCAUGUCAUUAAAAAAUCAAAGAACAGCAAGACUGGUGAUGAAGAAAUGAACCAAGAAUUCAUCAACUUGGAUGAAAAUGAGGCCCAGACCUUUGAUGAAGAGUGGCAGAAAGAGAUUAUGAAGUUCAGGCCAUCUAGAACCAGAUGCACUUUAGAAGCUCCAAAAUACAGUAGUACUCAUCACAUACCCAAGGGAGAUGGAUUAAGAAGAGAGAAACCACGGGCAAUUGCAGGUUCCAGGGAGCCCAGAGGUUCCUUGGAGAAUCUCAGUGUGAAAGGAACACAUGUCCCCAUCAGAAGCAGCAAAAAAUAAAUUGCUUCCAUUCUCCAUUUGAAUGGAGUUUCUUCAGAGAAGAUAACGGUGCUGCAUUGCUUAUGUUCAUAUAAGUAUACACAUAUAUAUGACCAAUCUCUGUUUUUUGUUUUAAUAAGUAUUAGCGUGCCUUACUACUCUAAUCUUUUGACAACUGAAUGUUCUUUAAAACUUCAGAUCCUUGGUCAAACUAU